AUGUCAAAAUUGAAAGUGUUUCUCCUCUUGUUGAUUAUAUCAAAUACUGGAAUUGACUGUCGAGCACUUCGUAAACGACGUGGAAUAUGGCCGAAUGUUCUUGCCCCAGGUGGAAAUACUUUUGCAACAAGUGGGUACUACGGAAUGCAAAGCUACAUUGCUUAUCCAGAGACUGGUAUUGCCUACAAUCCAAAUGGUCCAGGUUGGAAUCCGUAUUGGCAAGGCUACUAUCAACAAAACCAAUUCAAUAGUUAUAACCCGUAUGGAUACAACCAACCAUAUUUGUAUGGAAGUGGUCAAGGCAUACCCUAUGGAGGAUUAGGAAUGAACAAUGGAUUUCCUAACAGCGAUCCAGCCUACUACAAUGGAUAUUAUCCGAGUGGACCUGGAAAUCUCUGGUAUCCGCCUGGCAGUAAUUUUGGUGGGUCACUGCGUUCGGGCGCAGCUAGUCCAAGAAUACAUCGUAAUACCGACAGACUAAGUCCAAUCGAACGCACUAAUAUGCCGGCAUUAGGGCCGAGGGAUCCAAGAAACAAAUGA
Molecule: messenger RNA, 540 nt
Organism: Rotaria sp. Silwood2
Lineage: Eukaryota; Metazoa; Rotifera; Eurotatoria; Philodinida; Philodinidae
Source: the annotation of a GenBank genome assembly